AUGCUGUUUAUAACCGUCUUCACACUGGCCCUGGCGAGUUUGUCCAAUGCACAAACGACUGAGUCCUCGAACAAUCAGACUUCGCACUUAUGGGGAUUGAAGAAGUUUACUUCUUGGUGCUCAUUCGGCGAUUCCUAUACGGAUGACUCUCGACUCUCGUACUUCAUCAACAACAAUGGCUCGGCACCGCCUGUCGGCUGGGUCAAUCCUGCAAACUACAAUUCUGCGAGCGGCGGACGUCAAUGGCCGCAAUAUGUCAAGCAAUACAGUGGCCUCACGGACCUCUACAAUUACGCUGUUGCUGGAGCUGUCUGCAGUAACAACCUCAUCAAGCGGACCGUGCAAGUCGCGAAUGGGGGAUUGAUUUUGUUUCCUGAUGUCGAAAAUUAUGAGAUUCCAGCAUUCAUCGCAGACUCUCAAUACACCGGAGCAAACGGCACAAAGUUCAUGGCCGCUCCCCAAGACGAGACGGUCUACUCCAUGUGGAUUGGAACCAAUGAUCUCGGGUCCUUUGUGGGAGACACUCAAGUGCAGGGAAAGAACCUGGUGGACUACUUUGACUGCGUAUUCGCGCAGCUACAAGCCCUCUACGAUCACGGAGGACGGUACUUUGUGAUUCAGAACAUCGCGCCUCUCAAUCUCGCACCAAUGUAUGCCCUCCCAGAGAUCGGAGGAGUGGGGAACGUUACCAACAGGACCGAAACCUCCUAUCGCAUGUUGGAACAAGCUGUUACCUCCAACGCAAUCUACGAAUACAGGACUGCUUUCGCCGCGAGGAUUGGAGAUUCAUUCCAAGGAGCCCAUUUCGCAGUCAUGGACAUGCAUGGUUUGAUCUCGGACAUGUAUGAGCAUCCAGAGCAAUACCUGAAUGGAACUGCGCCCGUGAAUGUUACGAGUUAUGCUCAUCAGUGCAACGCGGACAGGUCACAGUGCGUGACCUCAGAUAGCCCGGACUCGUUUUUGUGGUAUGAUGAACUGCAUCCUAGUGAGCAGGCUGGAAGGACUUUUGCCAAAACUUUCAUCGACGUCGUGAUGGGAACUAGUCGAUGGGCUACUUAUUGGUCUGCUUAG
Messenger RNA from Ramularia collo-cygni, 1071 nucleotides. RefSeq names its product related to GDSL lipase/acylhydrolase family protein. The coding region runs from base 1 to 1071 and encodes 356 amino acids. NCBI's taxonomy places the organism in Eukaryota, Fungi, Ascomycota, Dothideomycetes, Mycosphaerellales, Mycosphaerellaceae. The record is from RefSeq and is a predicted model, not a curated record. Gene Ontology annotation, molecular function: hydrolase activity, acting on ester bonds. The transcript is spliced from 3 exons.